CUAAAAUCCUAACCGAGAGAGCGAGAGCGAAAGAGACGGAAGAUGCGCAUUUAGCGCAAUUUAAAGAGUUCGAGCUCCUGCGCGCGACCGGCGCGACUUUUCGUGUACGAACUUGUUCAGGGCGAAAGUCGUUACAGGCAGUCGGAUUUGAACGCUAAACGGAGCCGUACGCCGGGAGCGCGGUGCGUUAUUUACGUGCAGUACACUGUAUAUAAGUAUUUGAAUCAUCGAUAUUCUGCAUAAACUGUAAAGUUCUUUCGUAAUUGUGAUAUUAUUUCUGCAUAAAUACGUUUCAAUAUCUUAUAUUAACUUAUUUGAAGCAACUGUUAGUGAAAACGGAGCAGUGGUAUCGUCUCGAAUUCAUCGAUACAACACUGUGUGCCCUGUGGGUAGUUUUGUUAUUUUGAGAUCGUUUAAGUACUUUAAUUGAAGAAGAUGAGUCAAUUUCAAGUCCUUUACAAACGAAAAAUUGUACCUCCAACAUUGAAGGAAAAUUUGGACAUCGAACGACGGUGUAAUUGUUUGGAGUUCCGAAGAACAAAAAGGAGUCAAGCUUUUGAUUCUAGGAGGGGAUUUGUUUUUGAAGACCCAGAGCCUUUGGAGCCUGUUAAAACAAAAGUGAAUCCAUCAGUUCGCAAGAAUAAACUGCACAAAUACACAACAAAGAAAGUAGCUGUCAAGAAGCAGCCACCUCCAUUUCUUGUUGGAAAAGUGAGACACAAAAUUCAUUCUCCGCCCUUUUUACAUGGACCAAACGUUGCUACAGAGCCCAAAAAGAGAAUCCCAUUGACUCCAAUACAAUCAUUUGCUCCUAAGAACUAUAAAUUCAAAGCAAAUUACAUUUCAAAGGCACCUGUAAUGGCAAUGACUACAACACCUUCGAAAUUAAAUAAUUCACCAUUUACUCUUGAGAGUAUAUUAAAUAAAAAUAAAAAUGCAAAAAGUAACAACAAGGAUAAAGAGAAUUACUUUAAAAAUGUAACAGUACGGUCUCAAAGGAGGAGGGAACUAAAAGAUUCACCAACUACAAUGAAUCAACUGGUUCCAGGAAAACCAGUUUUUGUUUUUGGAAGAAGAAAUUUAGAAGAAGAGUUCAAAAAAUUAAGCAAAAAUCCAACAAAGGAUUCCAUAAAUUUUGAAAUGAAAACAGUAAAAGAAAGUCAAAGCAGUGCUAAAAAAGAAAAUGUAUUCAAUAUGUUCAAUAAUGUCGGAAAAUUAUCGACAAAAAUGGCCAAAGUAUUUUCAUUUGAAACUGAAACAAUAAGAUUGAUGAACACAGAACAUCAGAACCAUGAAGAUAAAUCACAAAUGCUUUCUCCAAAUUUGUCAGCCAUCAUUUAUAGUCCUACUGAUUCAACACCUAUAUAUUCUAAUAAGUGUCACAUAAAUGUGUAUACUUCACCCCAGACUGAGAAGAAAGAUCUGGCUGAAAAAGGAUCCGAUAAUGAGGAUUUAAAUUCAGAUAGUACAUCACCAACUUUAAAUCAAACAGCAAUUGACUUAGAUUCUACUGUGAAUUCUGCAAGCAAUCAACAAAUCAGUCCCGCAAAAAACCAUCAAGAAUAUUCACCAAAAUUACCUGAUAUUACCAGUCCAACUGUUAUUUCAAAUAAAGAAUCGGAUAAUAAGAGCGACUUGGAAGAUAAUCAAUAUAAAGCGAUGUCACGAUCGGUUGAAAAUAAAACUGAAAAUCAUCCAUGCCAACCUGAUUUAAUAGAGUUAAAUCUGCUGGAAAAAAUUUCGAAGACAUCGAUGUCUGACGUGCCGGUUUCAGAGGAUAACGUUAACUUGGUAGUUAGUGCAAGUAUAGAAACCAACUCGUCCGAUUUUAACCAGCCGCAUAAAGAUGUUGAAGUAAGUGGACUUGAUUCAUUGUCCCGAUUGUCCUUAUCAUAUCCGGAAAAGCGCGAAAACAUGGGUAUUUUAAGACAAUCGUCACAAACACAACAUCAAGAAUCUAACAAUGUGGCCAAUGAGCAGAUCGAAAUUUUGAAGACAUCGAUGUCUGACGUGCUGGUUUCAGAGGAUAACGUUAACUUGGUAGUUAGUGCAAGUAUAGAAACCAACUUGUCCGAUUUUAACCAGCCGCAUAAAGAUGUUGAAGUAAGUGGACUUGAUUCAUUGUCCCGAUUGUCAUUAUCAUCUCCAGAAAAGCGGAAAAGCACGGGCAUUAUAAGCCAAUCGCCACAAACUCAAAUUCAAGCAUGUGACAAUGUGGUCAAUGUGCAGAACGAAAUUUUGAAGACAUCGGUGACUGACAUGCCGAUUUUAGAGGAUAACGAUAACUUGGUAGUUAGUGCAAGUAUAGAAACCAACUCGUCCGAUGUAAAUCAGCCGCACGAAGAUGUCGAAGAAAAUGAACUUAAUUCAUUGUCCCGAUUGUCCUUAUCAUCUCCAGAAAAACGCGAAAACAUGGGUAUUUUAAGACGUUCGUCACAAACACAACAUCAAGAAUCUAACAAUGUGGCCAAUGAGCAGAUCGAAAUUUUGAAGACAUCGAUGUCUGACUUGCCGGUUUCAGAGGAUAACGUUAACUUGGUAGUUAGUGCAAGUAUAGAAACCAACUUGUCCGAUUUUAACCAGCCGCAUAAAGAUGUUGAAGUAAGUGGACUUGAUUCAUUGUCCCGAUUGUCAUUAUCAUCUCCAGAAAAGCGGAAAAGCACGGGCAUUAUAAGCCAAUCGCCACAAACUCAAAUUCAAGCAUGUGACAAUGUGGCCAAUGUGCAGAACGAAAUUUUGAAGACAUCGGUGACUGACAUGCCGAUUUUAGAGGAUAACGAUAACUUGGUAGUUAGUGCAAGUAUAGAAACCAACUCGUCCGAUGUAAAUCAGCCGCACGAAGAUGUCGAAGAAAAUGAACUUGAUUCAUUGUCCCGAUUGUCCUUAUCAUCUCCAGAAAAACGCGAAAACAUGGGAAUUUUAAGACGUUCGUCACAAACACAACAUCAAGAAUCUAACAAUGUGGCCAAUGAGCAGAUCGAAAUUUUGAAGACAUCGAUGUCUGACUUGCCGGUUUCAGAGGAUAACGUUAACUUGGUAGUUAGUGCAAGUAUAGAAACCAACUUGUCCGAUUUUAAACAGCCGCAUAAAGAUGUUGAAGUAAGUGGACUUGAUUCAUUGUCCCGAUUGUCAUUAUCAUCUCCAGAAAAGCGGAAAAGCACGGGCAUUAUAAGCCAAUCGCCACAAACUCAAAUUCAAGCAUGUGACAAUGUGGCCAAUGUGCAGAACGAAAUUUUGAAGACAUCGGUGACUGGCAUCCCGAUUUUAGAGGAUAACGAUAACUUGGUAGUUAGUGCAAGUAUAGAAACCAACUCGUCCGAUUUUAACCAGCCGCAUAAAGAUGUUGAAGUAAGUGGACUUGAUUCAUUGUCCCGAUUGUCCUUAUCAUAUCCGGAAAAGCGCGAAUAUGUCGAUAUCUCACCACAAACACCACUUGCACAUCUGCGCGCAUCUCACAAUGCGUCUAGUAUACAGGAUGUGAACGUGAAUAUAAGAAAGUCUGACGAGUUAACUACGUUUGAUACUACUAGAUUGUCAUUUAGUUUUAAAAACAUGGCAAAUGAAACGUCUUCUAAACAGUCACAUAAGAAAGUAGCUAAAACAACUAGUGAAAAUAAUGUUUUAUCUCAGUUAUCCAUGAGCUCUUUGGAAAAUAAGAAGAAUGGAACUAAUUUGCCAAAAUCAUCCAAAUUCGAAACACGCACAUGCGAAGAAAAUAAAUCAAUUGACGAAAAAAUGCCAAAUUUGUCGCAUGGGUCUCCACGAUUACCGAGGAGCGUAAAAGCUGUUUCCUCACAUGCACAAUUACUUGAGCAAAGUCCAGUAAGGGUAUUGCGUGGAAGAAUAAUUGAUGUAACGCCAUCGCCACAAAGAACGCCAAAGAAACGAAAUGUAACUCCAUGUAAGUCUCCGUAUUCUUUGUUAUCUUCGAAAGUUUAUUCACCAAAACACUUAGCGAUUAGUCCUUUAAAAGUUUUAAAUCUUCGUAAUCGAGACAUUGCUGUGACACCUUCACCAACCAAAUUAACACCGAGAAAGUUACGAAAACCACAUACAGAUGUGCAAGAGAUUGAUGAGGAUGAUUCACCAAUAGUUUUAUCUAUUAAUAAAACUACAAAGUGUAAAAGUCUUACUUCGCCUCAAAUGGAAAGCCUCAUAUCUGUAGAGAAAAAUUCGACUUCAAAGCCAGAAGGAAAUUCUCCUUCAAAGCAGAUUAAUACGCAGAUCCCUUUUUCCAAAAACAGUUCGCAGGUCGAAAAUGUUGCGUCAAUGAUAAAAAUGAAUAAUAAGGACUUGCACGCAGGCACUGCAAGUGCUCAUUCUGUGGUUGCAUCUCCGCUAAUUAUUAGUCUGGUAGAGUCACCAAUUAAGAAGGAACCAAUGAGUAAACCGUUGAUAAAAUAUAUCUCUUCUACUGUAGAAGACGAAUCAACCGUGCAAACAAUAGAUUUGGUGUCAUCAGAUGAUGAGGACGAGCCUUCAACGUUGUUAAAAAAUAUUUUACAAAAAUAUUCUUCUAUAAACACCCCAUCUCCAAAAUCUAAAGGCAAAAGUUUAACACCCACCCAAAAAGUUCCAGUUGAUGAGGAGGAACACUCUACAUUUUUGAGUAAUAUUUUAAAGAAAUAUUCCUCGGUAAACACUCCAUCUCCGAAAUCAAAAGACAGAAGCGUAUUAGCACCUAUUGGAAACCUUCCGAUAAUACGUAUAUCGCCUAGUAGAUCACCAUGCUUACGGGAAGUACCCUCACCGCAAAAAAUUGGUAGCAGUCCUUUGAGAACGCUAGCUCUUCGUAGACGAUUAGUUGAUUUAACACCAUCGCCCAAGAAGACACCAAAAAAGAAGAUAAAUGUUACUCCAUGUAAGUCACCGCGCCCUGCUCUGCAUUUUACGAAAGAAAGUUCACCACAGCAAAUUGAAAGUCCUCUCAGAGUCUUAUGUCUUCGGAAACGAGAUGUUGCCGUAACGCCAUCACCGAAGAAAUCAACACCAAGAGGAAGAAAAAAAUGAUGUUAAAUAAUUGCAGUGUCUGAAAACGACUGGCUAUUAAAUUGUACAUAUAAAUCUACGUUUUUAAAUAAUUAGACUGAUUAUUUUAUCUUUUUAACUCUAAAUAAAUUUUCGAUCGUUAUUUGUGAUAUAGUUUAACAAAAAAGAAGUAAAAAAUAGUUUUAUAAAAAAAAAAUAAUAAAUAUAAAGAUUAUUAAAAUAAAAAAUACUUUUUA
This is a messenger RNA of Nasonia vitripennis (jewel wasp), 5225 nucleotides long. RefSeq lists its product as uncharacterized. The record is from RefSeq and is a predicted model, not a curated record. Lineage: Eukaryota; Metazoa; Arthropoda; Insecta; Hymenoptera; Pteromalidae. The coding region runs from base 436 to 5010 and encodes 1524 amino acids. The transcript has 25 exons.